AAUUCACCACCUUCCUUACCCUCCCUCCCUAUAUAAAUUCCCAUCUCCUGCCAUGCAAUCUUCGCUCACUUCCACCUUUCACAACACGUCUUCUCAAUCUCUAUUCCAAAACCUAUCCCAUUUUUUCUCCUCUUUUACCCAUUCAUUCAUUCCCAAUUGACUCAUUCUCAUAAAAAAAAACCGUUUCAUUCUAUUAUUUUUCCAUUAGAUCCGCAUGUUUUGCUUAACCUUACAAACUUAAUUUCUCUCAUUAACCUCAUUAUCAUUAUUUCCCGUUCCUAUUCAUUCAUUCUCUCAAUUAACCUUGUUUCAUUACCCUUAAUUAAUCCUUCUUCUGAUUGUUAGUUGUGGGGAUUCAUUUGUUCAUAGAACGGUUCGUUUGGUUCUUCUCCAUUUUUCAUUAGAUCUAUCACUGUCAUCUUUUGGGGGGGUAGCCGGGGCUUUUGCCUCGGCGGGUUUCAAAGCCCCCAUUUCACAAACCUAAUUACAAAAAACAUCACAACCCUAAUUUUUCUUUUCAAUUUUAACCUAAUUUUUCAUUCGGUUGCGUAAGAGAUGCCGGCUUUAGCUUGUUUUGUGGAUGCUGCUGCUGCAGUUCUUCCUCCUCCUUCCGGAUACGCUCUCGCCGGAGAUUCAACUCUUCCGCCGCCUCUCACAUUUACGACAGCAACAACUGACGGUGUCGAUGAUGAUUCCGAUUCAGCUUCCAAUUGGUCUCCUUCACUUUCCAGCAAACUGUUCAAAAUUGACGGAUGGGGAUUUCCGUAUUUCGGCGUCAAUAACGCCGGAGAUAUCGCCGUUAUGCCACAUGGCGCGGCGACGAUGUCUCAUCAGGAGAUUGAUUUGCUGAAAGUUGUGAAAAAAGCUUCCGAUCCGAAAUGCUGUGGUGGACUCGGGUUACAGCUUCCUCUUGUUGUUCGAUUUCCUGAUGUUUUGAAGAAUCGUCUUGAAUCGAUUCAAGGUGCUUUUGAUGGUGCAAUUCAAUUGCAAGGGUAUGAAUCUCAUUACCAAGGUGUUUAUCCUGUGAAAUGUAAUCAGGAUAGGUUUGUUGUCGAGGACAUUGUUGAAUUCGGGUCAGGUUUUCGCUUUGGGUUAGAAGCUGGUUCUAAGCCUGAAUUACUUCUGGCUAUGAGCUGUUUGUGUAAAGGUAACAGAGAAGCUUUUUUGAUUUGCAAUGGUUUUAAAGACAGUGAAUAUAUUUCUCUGGCUUUGGUUGCGAGAAAGCUUGCUUUGAAUACUGUUAUUGUUCUUGAGCAAGAGGAAGAGCUUGAUAUGGUGGUUGAGAUUAGCAACAAGCUGUGUAUUCGUCCUGUGAUCGGUGUUCGUGCAAAGCUGAGGACGAAGCAUUCGGGCCAUUUUGGUUCGACUUCUGGUGAUAAAGGUAAAUUUGGUUUAACUACAAUUCAGAUUUUGCGUGUGGUGAAGAAACUUGAACAAUUAGAUAUGCUUGAUUGUCUUCAAUUGUUGCAUUUUCAUAUUGGUUCUCAAAUUCCCACCACUGAAUUGCUUGCUGAUGGUGUUGGAGAAGCUGCACAGAUUUACUGUGAAUUGCUUCGUUUGGGUGCCCAGAUGAGAGUUUUAGAUAUUGGGGGUGGUUUAGGUAUAGAUUACGAUGGUUCCAAGUCAGGUGAUUCUGAUAUAUCUGUUGCUUAUGGUAUAGAAGAGUAUGCUGCAGCUGUUGUUCAUGCUGUUAAGUAUGUAUGUGAUCGUAGGAAUGUGAAUCACCCUGUGAUUUGUAGUGAAAGUGGUAGGGCCAUAGUGUCUCAUCAUUCCGUUUUGAUUUUCGAGGCUAUUGGUGCAAGUUCAAACAAAGCACCUUCAUUGUCCUCCAUUGGAUUGCAGUACUUAGGAGAAGGGCUCUCUGAGGAAGCCCUUGCAGAUUAUCAGAACAUAUCUGCUGCCACCCUUCGCGGUGAACAUGAAGCUUGUUUGCUCUACACCGAUCAAUUCAAGAAACGUUGUGUUGAGCAAUUCAAGCAAGGUACUUUAGGGAUUGAACAGCUUGCUGCAGUGGAUGGUUUGUGUGAUUUGAUUACGGAGACAAUUGGGGCAAAGGAUUUGGUUAAGAAGUACCAUAUGAAUCUUUCUGUGUUCACAUCCAUUCCUGAUUUUUGGAGCAUAGAUCAGUUGUUUCCCAUAGUCCCCAUUCAUCGUCUGGAUGAGAAACCAACUGCAAGGGGUAUUUUAUCUGACUUGACUUGUGACAGUGAUGGGAAGAUUGACAAGUUCAUUGGUGGUGAGUCAAGCUUACCACUUCAUGAAUUGGAAGGACACGGUGGAGGAUACUAUCUGGGAAUGUUCUUGGGCGGGGCUUACGAGGAGGCGCUUGGUGGGUUGCACAACCUGUUUGGUGGCCCUAGUGUUGUUAGGGUGUUACAAAGCGAUGGUCCACACGGUUUCGCAGUGACGCGUGCCGUAUCCGGACCAUCUUGUGCAGAUGUCCUUCGAGUGAUGCAGCACGAGCCGCAGCUCAUGUUUGAGACGCUUAAGCACCGAGCACUUGAGUUUUGUGAACAGCACGAUGAUGACAGUGUGGUGAAUGCAGCUGGUUUGGCAAAUAGUCUAGCUAGAUCCUUCGACAACAUGCCUUAUCUGGUUUCAUCCACAACUUGUUGCUUGAAUGCUCUCACUAACAAUGAUGGUUUUUACUACUGUUCUGGUGAUGAUUUCAGUGCUGCAGAUUCUGCUUCUGUUGUUACUUCUGUUGCUGGAGAAGAUGAGCAUUGGAAUUAUUGCUGUGCUUGAGUUUCGUCUUUUAGCAUUCCCUUUACAUUAUGAUGUUGUUGGUUGUCGUUAAGGUGGCCUGUUUUUUUUUUAUCAUUCUAUGUUGUUUUUUUGUUUUUUUUAGUAAACGAUGUAUGAAGAAGCAGAACAGGGUCAUUAUGUGCCCUUUGUUUUUGCCAUUUCGGCAUCUUAAUGUUCAUUUCUGUCAUGUGUAGACUUUCAAAUUUCUAGUGUAGACAAUUUUUGUUGCUUUAAUUUUUAUGUUUAGAAUAAACAAUUCAACUUCUUAUUCA
Trifolium pratense (red clover) is the source of this 3017-nucleotide messenger RNA. RefSeq names its product arginine decarboxylase. Bases 556 to 2745 code for a protein of 729 amino acids. NCBI's taxonomy places the organism in Eukaryota, Viridiplantae, Streptophyta, Magnoliopsida, Fabales, Fabaceae. The transcript has a single exon. Gene Ontology annotation, biological process: spermidine biosynthetic process; L-arginine catabolic process. Gene Ontology annotation, molecular function: arginine decarboxylase activity. The record is from RefSeq and is a predicted model, not a curated record.